AUGGUGAGCCCCCGACACGGACCCACAGACUCGAGCUUGUGUGCGGCGAAGGCCCCGCAAGGCCCCCAGCCCCCUCCUCCGAGGAUUCAGGAGCCCGGGUCCCCAGCCCCCUCUUCCUCCAAGAACCCAGAAACCCAGGCCGCCGCGGCCUCCUCCUUCUGGGACCCCGGGUCCGGGCCCCACUGCCCUCCCCACCCCCCGCCCCACCCCCAGCCCGCUUUCCGCAGACUCACGGCUCCGCCGCUCCCGCGUCGGAGGGCAGGGGCUCCCCGGCCAGCCCCCAGGCCGCGCCGAGCCGGGCCCGCCGCCGCCGCCGCCCGCUCUCCAUCCUCUCCCCGCCUCCGUCGCCCGACGGCCUCUCCCCUUCCUCCCGGCGGCCCCGCCAUCCUCCUUCCCUCCUCCCGACUCCCUCCGGUCCGCGUCUACGCCCGGGACCCCGCGGGCCGGCCCCCUCCCCGGGCGCCCCCGCCCCGGCCCCUCCCCGCCGCCGGCCGGGCCCGGCCUGCCUCCCCCGGCCCCGGAGCUGGCCCCGGUCCAGGGGAAAAAAUUCCAUCCAGCCCCGGGGAGGAGGCGCGGGCGGGGGAGGGAGCGCGCGGGGAGGCCGGCCGGGAGCCCUCCUUCCCCUCCCUCCGCUUCGCCGCCACCCGCCCCCCGCCCCCCGCACUGGGGCCCCAAAGGUGA
Molecule: messenger RNA, 681 nt
Organism: Hyaena hyaena (striped hyena)
Lineage: Eukaryota; Metazoa; Chordata; Mammalia; Carnivora; Hyaenidae
Product: basic proline-rich protein-like
Exons: 3
Coding region: 1-681 (226 amino acids)
Source: RefSeq, a predicted model, not a curated record